Molecule: messenger RNA, 3480 nt
Organism: Hyposmocoma kahamanoa
Lineage: Eukaryota; Metazoa; Arthropoda; Insecta; Lepidoptera; Cosmopterigidae
Gene: SREBP
Product: sterol regulatory element-binding protein 1
Exons: 16
Coding region: 1-3177 (1058 amino acids)
Biological process (GO): regulation of transcription by RNA polymerase II
Cellular component (GO): nucleus
Molecular function (GO): protein dimerization activity; RNA polymerase II cis-regulatory region sequence-specific DNA binding; DNA-binding transcription factor activity, RNA polymerase II-specific
Source: RefSeq, a predicted model, not a curated record
AUGGAUCAAGACGAACCUUUUAUAAAUACGGACGUAUUCAAUGUCCAUGACAUUGCCGAAAUUGAAGAUUUCCUCAGUGGUUGCGAUGGAGAUUUUAUGAAAAAAUUAGAGGAAGAACUGUCAUCAGUUGACAACGACACAGGCCUUCCUAGUGUUGAUGCUAAAAUCAAAUCGGAAUCACCACAAAAUUCACGAGUGUCUCCAUACUACAGUGUUAGCGGGAACCCGCUAGUAUCUCAGUACACUCAUGUCUCGAAAUCGUCGCAUCCACCACAACCUAAAACUAGCCCUGUUCAAGGUGUUUAUGGCAGAGAGGAGAGCUACAACUUGCGGCACAGGAGCAAUGACGCUCCGUUACCCGAUGUCACUCAGCAUGGACAGCAAAUUCCCGCUCAAACUCCUAUGAUAGUUCAACAAGUUGUUCAGAGCCCCCUUUAUGUGAAUUUGGCACCAAGUACAUUUCAGCAGGUACCUGAUCGUCAAGCACCUUUAGUGCAACUAGAGGGAGUCACUAAAUUAAACCAAGGGAACAAAAGUCAAGCUAGCCAGCCUGUACUCUUACAGAAUAACCCAAAAGGAGUGACACCAUUCAUACUGAAGAGCACAGAUCCAAAUUUUUCUCCAGUAAUUCUGCAGUCAAAUAUUAUCAGCCCUGAGACACAGACUUUAAUAUACACAAGUGCUCCAGUUCCGAGAACAACACCAGGUGUUGCAACAAAUACAAAAUCUGGAAAUGAGAAUAGACAGGUCCAUACUUUCUUUACAAGUAACAAUGGCUCAACAUUGUUAACUACAGGCAUCCCCUUGGUCCUGGAGACUGAUAAGAUAGCACUCAGCCAGGUGUCAAAUGCAAAUGUACCUAAGGUGAAAGAAGUUAAAAAAAGUGCUCAUAAUGCUAUAGAGAGACGAUACAGAACCAGCAUAAAUGAUCGGAUUGUGGAGUUAAAGAAUAUGCUAGUUGGUGAAGAAGCUAAGCUAAACAAAUCAGCAAUAUUGAGAAAGACAAUAGAAUACAUCAAGUACUUGCAGAAUCAGAACAGUAGAUUGAAACAGGAAAAUAUGGCUUUGAAACUAGCAUGCCAGAAAUCUGGUGUCAAGGAACCUGUGUUGGAUGGAGCGUAUACUCCUCCACACAGUGAUAUUUCCUCGCCAUAUCACUCCCCACAUGGUUUGGAUAGCGAUAGUCCAUCAUCUCCAGAAUUCAAGGUUGAAGAGAAGUAUUCAAAGAUUGUCAUGGGUAUGGGAGACCACUCUCGAUUGGCGCUAUGUGCUUUCAUGAUUGGCCUGAUUGCAUUCAACCCAUUCAGUGCUUUCUUUGGCAGCUUCAUGUUGGACUCUUCAGCGCCUGACUUUAAUGCUAGAGUUGAUCAAAGGAAAAUACUGGUGUCUCCUGAUGAUAGUAGCAAUUUGUGGAGAUUUUGGGAAAGUUGGUUAUUCAACAUUUUCUUUAUAUAUGUGGUAAACAUCGUGAUCUUGGGAGGAUGUCUCGUGAAACUUCUGGUUUACGGCGAUUCGGUGCCCAAGUCUCAAUCCCCAGAAGCUGGUCUUUUCUAUAAACACAAAAGAUUGGCUGAUAAUUAUUUGAAAAAGGGUGAUUUAACAAACGCUCGACUGGAACUUCAUCGAUCUCUGGCGGUAUGUGGCAAAAGCGUGCAGGCAGGUGGGCAGGGAAAUGCAAAGUUCGCGGCACUCGCCGCGGCGGUACUACGGCAAGUGUUGCAACGACUCCCGUUUGGAGGGUUCCUAGCGCGACGAGCUGGUGACCUGUGGGGUGAUAGUCCUGCAAGAAGGGCAGCACAGCACUGGGCUGCUGAAGUAUCGACGGUCUCCCAUCGCCUCGCUCAGCUGGAGAUCGUAUCCAGCCAUAGCGGUCGCAGCGAGCGUGUACUACUGGCUUUGCAAGCCGUCAACCUGGCCGAAGUGACUGGAAACAGACAAUUGCAGGCAGACACUUACGUCACUGCUGCGUUGGUCUUCAAAGAUUAUAUGCCUAAGAUCGGGAAUUGGCUUUGUGGUUACUACCUGCGUCUAUGCCGUUCAUCGUGCACGGAUUCGUGCGCACUGGUACCAGUCCGCCUGCGCUGGGUGACAAGUCCUCGUGGACAACAGUUUCUACGCACACGACGCUGGAGUUACGAGCUAGCGCCACCUUCAGCAGCUCUCUUCUCACGGCUACCCAGUCUACCAGAUCCCCUUAUUUAUGCAAUGAGGGCUUACCAUCUUGAACUGCUGCAGAAGAGUUUGCAAAUGCUCCUUUGCGCCGACGAGCGAAGCAACACACGUGAUGUGCUUGACCUUGUUAAGCUGAUCACCGAUGACGUUUCCACCGAGGCACCUCAGCACACUGGCUGCUGGGACCCUGUAAUGGAAUGGUGGGCUAACAUGGUCGGUGUCGCUGCCACGUGGCUGCUUGCGGACAUAAAGAGCGCUGCUGAUAUCGGAGACCGACUCAACUUGCUACCAGAACAGUUGGCUAACUCGGAAGAUCCAUUACCUGGGGCCCUGCAUAUGGCGUACAAAAGCCGCCGUGGCCUGUUAAGCCUCGCUCAGUGUCGAGAUGAACGUUCCAUUGCGAGGACAUCCGAAACAGUUCUCAAGGUAUGCGACAUUGCUGGAGCCAGGCUAGCAGACUCCUUGGCGUACUAUUGUUGCAAGAAGCCCACACAAUUGAUGACGCUAAUGCAAGUGUUAUGCUGCGAUUGGGUGCUCGAAGUGCGCGCAGGUGUUUGGGAAGCGUCAGGUUCAAAUCCCGCUCCGCCUUCACAGUUACGUGCUUUCCAGAGGGAUUUACAUUCACUAAGGAGAUUAUCACAGAGUUUACCGUGGGCGACAUCCCGCGUGUUCCUGCAGUCGGCGGUGUGCCGCAUGAUGGCAGGAGCGGCGCCGCGCCGCACGCAGCAGUUGCUCGAUGGCAGUCUGCGUCCGCGCCUCAACCGCUCUUCUAUUAUUUGCGGAAAGGAACGCGCGCUAGAAGGCGGGGGCGGUGAAGGCGAGCGUGCUGUAGCAUUGUACAUGGCAUGUAAACACCUUCCCGCAGCAGUACUUGCUGCACCAGGCGAACGUGCCGGCAUGCUAGCACAGGCAGCCGCCACAUUGCAAAAAAUUGGCCAUCGGAGUCGUUUACCUCACUGCUACCAUCUUAUGAAAUCCGUUGGAACACUUCCAACUGCACCAUAGAUAAAAAAUAAUAAUUUUAUUUUACGUCGAUUAAAGUACUAAAUACUUACUAAAUCUUUGUUACUAACCUAGGAAGAUGAUUUAAUGCAGUAAUUAACAAAUUAUAUUCUUAAUUUUGCUACAGUGUUGUAAGCGGCCUUGUUAUACUUGACUAAUUAGAACUAAGAACCUAAGUAGAUUUUCAAGAGAUUUUGUUUGUAUUGAGUUACAUGUAAAUUUUUUAUGUGAGCCUUAAGGGUUUUAGCUGAUUUUGUGAGUAGUCCAAUACAGUGUCACGUAGUUUAAAUUAUUGCAAUAAAUAAU